AGUGAAACAGAGAGUGCUAUGCGUUAACAUGGGCAACUGGAUCAUCAAUCAUGGAUUAAGCGCUUUUAUCGUGGUGGUGUGGAUGGGCAUCAACAUCUUUUUGUUUGUGCACUUCUACUUGUUUUAUGAUCUGGAAGAACGAUUUGACUACACUCGUGAACUUUUAGGGUCUGCAUUGGCCUGGGCCAGAGCACCUGCUGCGGUCCUCAACUUUAACUGCAUGCUUAUUCUGCUGCCAGUAUGCCGCAACCUGCUAUCUCUCCUCCGAGGCUCUUUCAUGUGCUGUGGACGAUCAUUGAGGAAACAGCUGGACAAAAAUCUGACUUUCCACAAAUUGGUGGCAUACAUGAUUGCACUGAUGACAGCGGUUCAUACUAUUGCUCAUCUGCUUAAUGUGGAGUGGUACAGCAACAGUUUAGCAGGUUUAUAUGGACCUAUAGCAGGGAAUCUCUCCAUGUUUGAGGACUCUUCUGAACUGAACACCACCUACCUGAAUCCCAUUCGGUCCACUUCUACAACUCCAACUAUGUUCGUAUUCACCACUAUUGCGGGUCUCACGGGAGUCAUCAUAACUCUUGCCCUCAUUCUCAUUAUCACUUCAUCUAUGGAAGUCAUCCGCAGAAGCUACUUUGAGGUCUUUUGGUACACACACCACCUCUUCAUAGUGUUCUUCGCUGGAUUAGUUUUUCAUGGUGCAGGUCGCAUUGUCCGAAGUCAGCAAGAGACAGACCCACCUCACAAUACUUCUUACUGCGAAGAUCAACCAGAGAACUGGGGGAAAAUUCCCGAAUGUCCAAUUCCCCAGUUUGCAGGAGGGUUUCCGCAGACCUGGAUGUAUGUGAUUGGACCAAUGAUCAUCUAUCUUUGUGAACGGAUCUUACGUUUCAUUCGCUACAUGCAGCCUGUCAGUUAUAGAAAGAUUGUAAUUCGCCCAUCGCGAGUGUUGGAACUACAGUUGGUAAAGCCUGGUUUUAAGAUGGAGGUAGGCCAGUACGUCUUUCUGAACUGUCCAGGCAUCUCCCAACUGGAGUGGCACCCGUUCACCAUGACAUCAGCCCCAGAAGAAGACUUCUUUAGCGUGCACAUCCGAUUAGCUGGAGACUGGACUGAAAAACUUAUCAAGAUGGUCGAAAACCUACCGGAGGGUACGCAAGGACCUAAGAUUAGUGUGGAUGGUCCAUUUGGAACUGCCAGUGAGGAUGUAUUUCAAUAUGAAGUCAGCAUGUUAGUGGGAGCUGGGAUUGGAAUUACCCCAUUCGCCUCUAUUCUCAAAUCCAUCUGGUACAAGUUUAAAGACUCCAACCCCAAUUUGCGAACCAAGAGGAUUUACUUCUACUGGUUGUGUAGAGACGCGCACGCCUUCGAGUGGUUUGCAGAUCUUCUUCAGAUUCUAGAGAAGGAAAUGGAAGAGAGGGGAAUGAAGGAUUUCCUCACGUAUAAACUCUACCUGACGGGCUGGGACCAGAGUCACACAGAUCACGUAAUGGUGCACUUUGAUAAGGACACGGAUGUCAUCACGGGUCUGAAGCAGAAGACUCACUAUGGCCGACCAAACUGGGAUAAAGAAUUUGAGCAAGUUCGGAAUGAUAACCCCUCGUCAGUUGUUGGGACGUUCCUGUGUGGCCCGGAAGCCUUAGCUAAAGUCUUGGAGAAGAAAUGUGUAAAAUAUUCAGAAGUGGAUCCACGAAGGACUAAGUUUUAUUUCAACAAAGAGAACUUUUGAAGGAAACUGGAUUUUAGGACCACUGAACUUUGGAUGUUUUGCCAUGUUGUUCCUUACUAUAAGUUCCUGGUUAGAAGUGAAUCACCAGGGUUCAAGGAAAUGGCAACUAAACCUGAAUGUAUUGUCUAUAAAUGCCUCCUUUGUGCUGAAGUCUGCUUACAAAAUGUACCUGGCAUGAAGUUAAGGAAUUUUACCAUCUUGCUAAAAUAUUUAACGCCAUUCAUUUAAUUGUUUUAUAACUACAGCUAACCUGUUCUGUU
Molecule: messenger RNA, 1983 nt
Organism: Paramisgurnus dabryanus
Lineage: Eukaryota; Metazoa; Chordata; Actinopteri; Cypriniformes; Cobitidae
Gene: nox1
Product: NADPH oxidase 1
Biological process (GO): superoxide anion generation; defense response
Cellular component (GO): NADPH oxidase complex; plasma membrane
Molecular function (GO): superoxide-generating NAD(P)H oxidase activity
Source: RefSeq, a predicted model, not a curated record